UGCUGCAUUCCACUUGGUUUGGGUGGAUGGUUCGGCACAAACUAAACACUUGGGAUUACGUGGAUAGGUGGAAUGUGCGUCCAUUAUGCUAAACAUUCAGAAUUCCACUUCUCAGUAGCACCAACUACAUUUUACAGUAUUUCUACUUGUAUGCUCUCUGAUUUUGAUCGCAUUCAACCAUAGUUUUUUCAUCAUUAAUUCCUUAUUAGCAUAAUAUCUCGAAAGAUAGUGAAAUUAUGUACUCUUGCAAAUUGCAAACCAUUUUUGGAUUAGAGUAAAAUGAGGCACCAUUGAGAAUCCAGGUAGAAUCCUUCCCCGAUAACAAUAUGCGAGCUAGCUCUAUCACCUGCUCCUUCCAAUUGCAUCCGUCAGCUUCACAAGCUCUAACAGGAGUGUAGUAACACAAACAUUUUAAUUAUGUGAUUUAAUUGAGCAAUUUUUAACAAGAGAAGGCUUCAUUGUAUCUGAAAUGGCACGCAGGUCUCUGACACUUGGAAGUAGCAAGCUAUCAAAGAGUUGGAAAGCACAAAACUGAUGGAAAUCAAGGAACAAACAGAUCAUAAACAUAUCUGUAGAUAUUCAGGUGAUUUUAGGUUGCUAAAGGCAAGGAUCAGGCCCGUCUGGAUCUGGCUAUGAGCCCAUUACUAGUUUGAAACUUCUAAAUAUAUCAGCAUUUUGUUUAUUUUUUGGUUACAGGUCAUCUAAGCACACAGGGAUUGAAAUACCUGGCAAGUCGACAAGGUAUAAAUUAAGGGACGAGGAUCAAAAUGGUACGUUAUUAGGAUAAUUCUCUUGAAUUUCAUUUUGAGCAUGUGACAAGAGUGGCAAGAUAGACAAUAUUCUAAAUCCUGAAAUUUCCAGGCAAUUCUAACUGUUUGAAAGUAUUUAAGAUCUUCUUCCUAUCUUCAAAGUAGAAACUAGAUUUGAUUCUGAUUUUUCUAAUUUUUUAUGUUCUAAAUCCACUUGCCAUACUUAUAUCUUGAUGCUUAAUUCCGUUUCAAGAAUUUCUAAGCAUCUUCUUAGUCUAUAAAAAUAAAAUUCAUACAUCCAAUUCUAUCCCUGGCAAAAUGGGGAUUCAAAUUUUAAUUUUAUUUCAGUAGUGGCCUUUGGUUAAGAUUAUAUUCUUUUACCUUUGCUGUGGCGUGUGGGGCUUAAGCUUUGCCUUUCUUGUAACUAAAGACCUGCAGACUCAAAACUUCCAAAUUCAAAUGUGCAAUUGCUUUCAUACCCUUUAUUAAAAAUUAAAAAAAAAAAAAACUACUGGGAUAUAAUUUUCAAUCCAGCAAAAACCUUAUCUUUAUAAAGUUAAAAUAUGCUUUCCAGACAUAAGGAAAGAACCUUGUCCUCGUACAUGUAUCUCAUUUUCUCAGAUAUAUAUAAAGUCAGAGAAGGGGUGGCAGCGGCUGAAUUCCCUUGUCGUAUUAAAACUAAAUAACCUUCGAUAGCUCAAAAAUUAAUACUUUCUCCGUCCUAUUUUACAUGUUCCUUUUGAUUUUCAAAAGAGACAUGUAAUUUGAGACGGAGGGAGUAGUUCUUGUUCUCGUCAAGGACGAAGAAGUGAGCUCUUUUUUAGCAUGCAUCUCAGUUUUUGAGCCCUAUCUAUUAUGCAGUUUCAUGGUAACCUAGGGGGUUUGUUUUACAAAAUAGCCUAUGUACUCUCUUAAAAUUGAAGUAGAAGUGUGACUUGCGACUCGCGUACAUAUUAUCAUCUAUGAGUGUGAUAAGAAUUGAGCUCGCGCCAUAGGGCCAGAACCCUAAACAUAUUCUUUUCUACAAGUUGAUCGUUCGGACAUGUCAAUUCAUAGACUAAACUCUGAAUCUCAGUUUGCUUAAUCUGUCUACUGUUUACCAGUUACUUAAUGAGUCGGCAAGAAGGCAACAAGUGAUUAUUCAAGUUAGAAUCUAUACCAUAUUCUCCAAGUUGUUGAAAAAAAGUAGGGGGAAAUACGCAAUAGGAAAUCCUGUAUCAAAAGCAAUGUGAUCAACAUUGGCCUAUUGCGCUAUCAUUUAUCAAAACUCACAUAAAGAACUGAAUGUAAUGUUUCUGUCAAUAUCAUUUCAUGGUCUGUUAGAAAAUGUAUAGUAGAACAAAGGAAUAAGUAAAAUAGUUGAUCUUAUUCGAAUAGAUUCUAACAAAUAUUGACUUAUCCAAAACUUCCUCGUGGGGAUUAUAGCUCCAUGGUUCUGCUCUUUCGUCAAGCAAUAGAGCCUAUAGUCAAACAAACACUAGUGGCAUUACUUGCCAAGUCAAAACUCAUCUGCUGAUACAUCUUCUUGGAAUGUCCAUAUAUCCAUGGAAUCAGGAUAGUUCGUUAUCCUUGGUAGAAAUAAGUCGCGAGGAUAUUGUAUUUUACAUGUGCGUGUGUGUCCAACAUAGACACGUGCCAGGACGAGGUUGGCCAUGGUGAUAUGCCAAGUUGGCUCUCGCAGAAUUUUGGAGGCAUGUAGUAUGAUCUUUAUAAAUACCAGUUACUCCAUCCGUUUUAUUCACAUCCUCUGCUCACUUCUUCUAGCUAUCUUUUGAGUUUUCUCCUUCAACUACAAGCUAUUACAUAUGGAGUUCACCAAGAAAGUAAUUACUGGUUCAUCUUCGUCUUCAUUUGUUGAUCUUUUUGGUCCCAAGGACUCUUCAACGCCUUCAUCUUCCGCGGGACACUUUAGCUCUGUCUUUGGUCCAGCUUCCACGGGGCUAGUUAGGGAUUUUUCUCCCUCUGGAUACUCACUACCAUCACAAAAUCAGAGUUCUGCUGGUGCAAGUGAAUAUGGCACCAUACAUUAUGAAAAUCGAGAUCACAAGGCUCCAAUAAACUAUGGUAAAGGUGGAAGCAUGCACAGCAAGGACAGGGGUACUAGCUAUCAGAAUGAAGUAGCAGAGCCUUGUAAUUUAAGCUCAUCAAUCCACUAUGGUGGUCAAGAGGUUUAUUCUCCGAGUGUCCAGUCCAAAAAUUCUCAUAGUGCUUUCAAGAAAGAUGGACGAGAUGAUGAUUCUAAUGGAAGCAAUCCGAACAGUGCUUCACGAGGCAACUGGUGGCAGGGAUCCCUGUAUUACUAGAGCCUUGUUGCGGUGUAUUUAAAUCAUCAUCCAUAAAUCAAGGCAAGCUGUGAUACUAUAUUACGUAGUGUGCAACAUAUGGACAGCUCCGAUAUCUAGCAAUCAGAGAGCCUUUUGUAGUUUUCUUCCAUUACCCUCUUUUUCCUGUAUUUUCCCUUCUGAGAGCCUUAUCAAUUGAUCUCAAGAAGUCUUGUAUAUCAUAUGAUUUCUUUAUAUGAGAGUUAAGUAUUUUCUCAA
Molecule: messenger RNA, 3289 nt
Organism: Daucus carota subsp. sativus
Lineage: Eukaryota; Viridiplantae; Streptophyta; Magnoliopsida; Apiales; Apiaceae
Exons: 6
Coding region: 2555-3052 (165 amino acids)
Source: RefSeq, a predicted model, not a curated record